CGACAACAGCCGCCAACAUGUCCAACUCGCUGAACAAGAUCGCCCCCAACAGCCCUUCGAGGCAGAACCCCUCGGAGAUCGAGACCAGCAUCGCCAACGCGUUGACUGACCUCGAGAACAAUGUCCCCGACCUGAAGAGCUCUCUGCGCCCUCUGCAGUUCGUCUCUGCCCGCGAGAUCGAGGUUGGCCACGGCCGCAAGGCGAUUGUCAUUUUUGUCCCGGUUCCCCUUCUCCAGGGCUGGCACAAGGCUCAGCAGCGCCUCACACGUGAGCUCGAGAAGAAAUUCUCCGACCGCCACGUCCUGAUCGUUGCUUCUCGCCGCAUUCUUCCCCGUCCCAAGCGCUCCAACAGGUCGCGCACCUCGCAGACCCAGAAGCGUCCCCGUUCGCGAACCCUGACCGCUGUCCACGACGCCAUUCUGACCGACCUCGUCUACCCUGUCGAGAUUGUUGGCAAGCGUCUCCGUACCCGCGAGGACGGCAGCAAGGUCCUGAAGGUCGUUCUGGACGAGAAGGAGCGUGGUGGCGUUGACUACAGGCUCGACACCUACACCGAGGUCUACAAGCGCCUCACUGGCAAGGGCGUCAACUUCGAGUUCCCCCAGAGCGCUGCUACCGACUACUAGACGGCUGCUGGGUUAGGAUCUUCCUUGGUUCGGGAGUUCGGCUUCGGAUAUGCUUCGUGUACCUGGCAUCAAAAUGGAAUGACAUGAUAUGAGCCUACGAUGGGCACCAAGAUACCACCUGCAAUUGACUUUUCUACUGUG
Messenger RNA from Parastagonospora nodorum SN15, 767 nucleotides. RefSeq lists its product as hypothetical. Bases 18 to 626 code for a protein of 202 amino acids. The transcript is spliced from 4 exons. The record is from RefSeq and is a predicted model, not a curated record. Gene Ontology annotation, molecular function: structural constituent of ribosome. Gene Ontology annotation, biological process: translation; rRNA processing; ribosomal small subunit biogenesis. Gene Ontology annotation, cellular component: cytosolic small ribosomal subunit; small-subunit processome; ribosome. Lineage: Eukaryota; Fungi; Ascomycota; Dothideomycetes; Pleosporales; Phaeosphaeriaceae.